GGUCCGUGCUAAUCUGCGCGUCUUCUGUCUGUUUCUCUCUCCCAGCUCACAUAGCCACGAGCAGAGCACCCCCUCCCGCUCGACUCUCUCUCAUCACCAUUCACCGUGGCCUAACUCCAUUGGCGUCCGCACUGAGCGGAUGCUGAGUCCUGCUUCGCCUUCUCCUUCGCCGCCGCCCUGAUCUUCUUCCUCCCGCCGUUGCUCGCCCCGUUCUCCGACGGGAGUGAGCUCACCGCCGACGAAGUUUUCGAAGAGGUUUGAGUUUCGAGCUUCUGGAGUGUGGAUGCCUCGGCGUCGAGAUUCGUUCUAGAGGUCCUCGCGGUUUGAGCUCUUGAGGAGGAGGAGGAGAAAGAUGUUUGGAAUCUCGCGCCGGAGGAUGAAGCUCGGGAGGGUCAAGAAGGUGCAGCUUUCAGACUCGACGCAGGGUACUAGAAGUCCUAUGAAGCACAUAAAACGCGUAAACAAUCAAAAUAAUGAAGGUGCCGUGCCUGCCAGUGAUCGUUCCAAUGAAGAUGAUUUGCAGAGUCCUUCCUCUGCCCCCGAGAUUAGUAGCUAUAUAUCUGGAAGCUCUGAGAAUUGGAUGGGUUUAGCAGUAGCAGGGGAGACGCCAACACCACGCUUCAAUCAUGCGGCAACAGUAAUUGAGAACAAGAUGAUUGUGGUAGGUGGUGAAUCUGGAAAUGGCCUCCUAGAUGAUGUUCAGGUACUUAAUUUUGACAGAAUUUCAUGGACGGCGGCUUCUUCAAAACUUUACCUGUCACCAAGCAGUCUCCCUUUAAAAAUUCCUGCAUGUCGCGGUCAUUCUCUGGUUUCUUGGGGGAAAAAGGUGCUACUAAUUGGAGGGAAAACUGAACCAGGGACUGAUAGAUUGUCAGUGUGGGUGUUCGACACUGAAAUGGAGUGCUGGUCUCUGAUGGAAGCUAAAGGGGAUGUACCGGUUUCUCGUAGUGGUCAUUCUGUGGUCAGAGCAAAUUCUGUUUUAAUCCUCUUCGGGGGUGAAGACGCUAAAAGGAGAAAGCUAAACGAUCUACAUAUGUUUGAUUUGAAAUCAUUGACAUGGCUUCCUUUACAUUGCACGGGUUCAGGGCCAUCUCCAAGAUCCAAUCAUGUUGCUACUCUCUAUGAAGAUAAAAAGAUUUUUAUCUUUGGAGGAUCAUCAAAAUCCAAAACAUUGAAUGACAUGUAUUCAUUAAACUUUGAAACGAUGAUUUGGUCAAGAAUCAAGAUUCGAGGCUUCCAUCCAUCACCAAGAGCUGGUUGCUGUGGAGUUUUGUGUGGAACCAAAUGGUACAUUGCUGGGGGUGGGAGCAAGAAGAAAAGACAUUUAGAAACGGUCGUCUUUGAUGCGUUAAAAGAGGAGUGGUCUGUAGCUGUUGCAUCACCACCAUCUUCCAUUGCCACCAACAAGGGGUUCAGCCUCGUGCUUGUACAGCACAAGGAAAAAGAUUUUCUUGUGGCUUUUGGGGGGACCAAGAAAGAGCCAUCAAAUCAGGUUGAGGUACUAGCUGUGGAAACGAAUGAGAGCACAAUUGACAGAAGACCUGUUGCCAAAAAAGCCGCUGGACCACUGUUUGGGAGACGAUCUUCUUCUAAAGGUGUGGUUACUCAACUAAGCAAUGGUUCUUCACAGCAUUCAGUUGAUUCAGUUGCUCGACAAAGUCUAGCAUCUACCAUUGAGCAGCAUGGUUCAGGCAGGAAGUCAUUGUCGGAGUCCACACUCACUGAUCCAAAUCCAUCUUCUGGCAAUGUCUCACUUCGGAAACAGUUUAGUAAUGAAGAAAAAUAUAGCAGGACUCUAAGGCUAGCUAAGCGUCUUGAAGAUGAAGGUUCGUCGUUGCAGGCAGCAGAGCACAUGAAAAACCAUUUUGAUACUGUCCAAACCAACUCCAAUGGAUGUAAAAGCAUUGGGGAAGAAACAGCGUUGGCAUUUGAAGAUGAAGACCAUAGUCCCCACAACAAUGGGAAUGAGAGCCUUCUGGUCAACAAUGAUGACUUAGUGUUAGCAGAAACUAAUUGCAAGGUUGGAGCACCUGCCUCUACUUCAGGCAUACACCAGUUCUAUGAAACAAAAAUAGCCUCCCUUAUCAGAAAAAAUGGUACAUUGGAAGGACAGUUGGCAGCUGCACUAGCAAACCAAGAAGCUACAGAGAAAAGCUUCUCCUCUGUUCUCAAGUCCAAACAGGAGAUGGAGAAGAAAUUGGCUGACACUCUGAAGGAGAUGGAGAUGCUGAAGGAAAAGCUGGCUGAUAUAGAGCUUACUCAGGAAGAAGCAAACAGUUUAUCCAAUAUUGUCCACUCUGACAAUGUUAGGCUUGAACAUGAUGUAGCCUUUCUCAAGGCCGUUUUGGAUGACACGCAAAAGGAGUUGCACUCAACUAGAGGAGUCCUUGCGGGAGAAAGAGCUAGGACUUUCCAGCUUCAGGUUGAGGUUUUCCAUCUCAAGCAGAGGUUGCAAUCCAUGGAAAAUAGAGCGCCCACCCCGAGGAAACCUUUUCAUGUUUAGCACAGCACAGGAUCCUUCAGAAUAAUGAACAAGUUCUCGGUGGUAUCAAGAUGGGCGUGACCCUUGCCGAUCUAUACUCACUUUGACCGCAAAGUCUCUUGCGUGGGAAGGCAGUGGGGAACGAGUAUGAACAUCAGGCGAAGGACCGCCACGUAAGACAAAUACUGUGAUGUAUGCGUUCUUUUGUAUAUACAAGUCAAACGGUUGCAGCCUAUUAGGUAAUAACUUGUGGUACAUCGUCAAUCAAGUCAUCUAGUAGGUAAUUAGCGUGGAUCUGGCUAAUCCUAGUGCAGUAUAACAAACUGUAAUGUUUACGUGAAUAUGUAAAAUUAUUCAUAUGCACGCGGCAGUCAGCAAGAAUCAAAUUUUAGUUGUAUUCGACGAUAAAUACCGUGAAAUCAAGCCGUUGGUACUUGAAGCA
This is a messenger RNA of Rhodamnia argentea, 2924 nucleotides long. Its product is annotated as acyl-CoA-binding domain-containing protein 4. Bases 353 to 2503 code for a protein of 716 amino acids. NCBI's taxonomy places the organism in Eukaryota, Viridiplantae, Streptophyta, Magnoliopsida, Myrtales, Myrtaceae. Gene Ontology annotation, molecular function: protein binding. The transcript is spliced from 17 exons. The record is from RefSeq and is a predicted model, not a curated record.